Molecule: messenger RNA, 1494 nt
Organism: Closterium sp. Yama58-4
Lineage: Eukaryota; Viridiplantae; Streptophyta; Zygnematophyceae; Desmidiales; Closteriaceae
Source: the annotation of a GenBank genome assembly
AUGCUCUCCAGGUGCUACCUCGCUGGUGUCAGAAACACCUCCCCUCUCUUACGCCUCUUCCCUCUCUUACGCCUCUUCCCUCUCUUACGCCUCUUCCCUCUCUUACGCCUCUUCCCUCUCUUACGCCUCUUCCCUCUCUUACGCCUCUUCCCUCUCUUACGCCUCUUCCCUCUCUUACGCCUCUUCCCUCUCUUACGCCUCUUCCCUCUCUUACGCCUCUUCCCUCUCUUACGCCUCUUCCCUCUCUUACGCCUCUUCCCUCUCUUACGCCUCUUCCCUCUCUUACGCCUCUUCCCUCUCUUACGCCUCUUCCCUCUCUUACGCCUCUUCCCUCUCUUACGCCUCUUCCCUCUCUUACGCCUCUUCCCUCUCUUACGCCUCUUCUUUCCCACCACAACCACCAGGCCACAGGCGUCCCAACAAUGCUCUACUAUACCCCCGAGCUCUUGGCAUUGCAUCCAUGGGCCUCACCUCCUCUGCUGCCAUCCUCUCUGCGAGCCUUGCUCUCCCAAGAAAACAUCCUUCUCUUUCCCCUUUCCAUACACCCACCACCAGGCCACAGGCGUCCCAACAAUGCUCUACUAUGCUCCCGAGCUAUGUUUUGAGACGUCUCAAACCACAGGCGUCCCAACAAUGCUCUACUAUACUCCCGAGCUAUUCGCCAUCAUGGGAUUAACUUCCUCUGCUGCCAUCCUCUCUGCCUCUCAUCCCCACACUUACAUUCACCAGGCCACAGGCGUCCCCACGAUGCUCUACUACACCCCCGAGCUAUUCGCCACCAUGGGUCUCACCUCCUCUGCCGCCAUCCCCUCUGCCAGCCUUGCGGUGGCCCUCGCCCGCACGCUCGCCUCACUCGUCCCCGUCUCUCUUUUGGACGAGAUUGGCCGGAGAACGCUGCUUCUUAUCAGCACUGCAGACCCCUCGUCCUCCUCCCCUCUCACCACCACCGCCACCUCUACCGCCUCUUUCCCUUCCCUCGUCGACCGCCCCUUCCAAUCCAAUGCUGCGGCUCUCUCCGUAAUCGCAGCAGCAAACCUAACCGUGUUCUUCGCAAUAGGCCUCUCCCCCAUCUCCACUCUCCUCCCUCCGGAAAUCUUUCCCCUCCGGUUACGGGCGCAAGGGACAGGCCUUGCUGUGGCAGUCAGCAGGCUGGUCGCAGCGGCUCUUUCCUCGUCUUUUCUGAGCCUUGUGGACGCGACGAGCCCCGGGUUUCCGUUCUUUGUGUUUGCGGUGCUGUCGGCGGCUGCGGUUCCGUUUCUGCAUUCGUGCAUGAGGGAGACGAGAGGGGUGAAGCUUGAAGGAACUUCGGGGUUAUUUGAGCCAAGUUUUGCGGGCGGAGUGGGGAGAGGAGGGGGAGGGGGGAUGUGGGGAGGAGGAGGGAUGGGAGGGGCGGCUGGGGCGGCAGAGGAGGGUGCUGUGAUGGAUGGGCAUGGGAGGGCGAUUGGGAGGAGGGCCAGGAAUGUGGGAGGGGGAGAUAGGGCUUCGACCAGUUGA